Messenger RNA from Oenanthe melanoleuca, 1752 nucleotides. It is a transcript of the gene TMEM158, whose product is annotated as transmembrane protein 158. Gene Ontology annotation, molecular function: peptide binding. Bases 192 to 1148 code for a protein of 318 amino acids. Lineage: Eukaryota; Metazoa; Chordata; Aves; Passeriformes; Muscicapidae. The transcript has a single exon. The record is from RefSeq and is a predicted model, not a curated record.
GGCUCGCUCGGCUCGUCGCAGCGGCAGCCCCAGCCCCGCUCCCACCCCCUCGCUGCCUCCACCCUCCUUCCCUUUCUCUCGCUCGCUCGGGGAGAGCACUGUGCCUCCUUUUCCAGAUGGCAGCCGGCAGCGCCAUGCAGCCUCCCGUUCCUCCUCCUCCUCUCCCUCCUCUUCGGCUCUAAGUUAAUGCCAUGCUGCCGCUGCUCUUCCCGGCACUGCUGGCCGCCUGCCUGCCGCCCUGCCAGGGCUGGAGCCCCUCGGCGGCUGCCAGCGGGCAGGAGGAGCAGGAGCAGGAGCUCUUCUUGCCCCCUGCCAACUCCUCCGCCCGCUCCUUGGCCAGCCUCGAGAUGGACCUCGACGGGGCAGCGAGCAAGGAGGAAGGCAGCACCGACAGCCCGGGCACGCCGGCUGCCCCUAGCCGAGAGCCUUUCCCUUCCGCUCCCACCAUCUCCGGGCAGGAGCAGCCGGGGCAGGAGCAGCAGCAGCGUCCCCAGCCGCAGGGGCAGCCGCAGCCCUCCGAGGACCCGCACUGCAACAUCAGCGUGCAGCGGCAGAUGCUGAGCUCGCUGCUGGUUCGCUGGAGCCGCCCGCUGGGCAUCCAGUGCGACCUCCUGCUCUUCUCCACCAACAGCCACGGGCGGGCCUUCUUCUCCGCCGCCUUCCACCGCGUGGGGCCGCCGCUGCUCAUCGAGCACCUGGGGCUGGCGGCCGGCGGCGCCCAGCAGGACUUGCGCCUCUGCGUGGGCUGCAGCUGGGUCCGGAGCAGGCGGGUCGGGCGGCUGCGGGGCGCCGCUCCCCAGCCCCAGCCCCAGCCCCAGCCCCCCGCCGCCGCGGCCGCCGCCUCCUCCUCCUCGCUUUCCUAUCCGUCGGCGGCCGAGCCCGGCCAGUACUGGCUGCAAGGGGAGCCGCUGAAUUUCUGCUGCCUGGAUUUCAGCCUGGAGGAGCUGAAGGGUGAGCCGGGCUGGCGGAUGAACCGCAAGCCCAUCGAGUCCACCUUGGUGGCGUGUUUCAUGACUCUGGUCAUCAUCGUGUGGAGCGUGGCCGCCCUCAUCUGGCCCGUGCCCAUCAUCGCCGGAUUCCUGCCCAACGGCAUGGAGCAGCGCCGCGGCACCACCGCCGGCACGGCCGCGGCCAGCGCCGCCAAGUAGCCGCUCCUGGUGACCCCCCUUCUCUUCGUCUUGUGCCGCGGAGGGACGCGGGACGGACUCCGUCGUGCUUUUCUUGUUUGCAGCGUGCCACAGGUGCGCGGCGGGACGUGGGGCCGUCUCCGCGCCCGGCCCGGCCCCGAGGGGACCAAAUCAUAUGUGCGCGUUUUAUAUCUUUAAUACCCAUUUUAAACGAACCUUUUAGUAAAAAAGAAAACAAACAAACAAAAAAAAAAGCCCCGACCACCAAACAACCGCCUCCCCCUCCCCCCCCCCCCCCCCAAACAAAACCAACCCAACCAAAUAAGAAAAAGCCUCUCUAAAAAUUCGAUAGAGGAAAUCAAAGACCCUCCAAUUCGGCUGCAUUUGUUGUCAGAGUAGCGUUUUUGUAUAGGAUGUGGUUUGAACGGGUUUUUCCUUUAUGGACAGAAAGGGAUGUCUCUCUUUGACAGAAUGGAGAACCGAUGCAGUAUAUAUAUAUAUAUUGUUAUUGCUGAAGCUGAACUUUAAUGAACCUUUCACACUGUAUUUCCUGGUUGAGAUAGUGUGUAUUUAUUAUUGUAGCUCUGCGUUAUUUGGCUUUUAAUACAGAGGUUUUCUUUCUGGA